This is a messenger RNA of Paraphaeosphaeria sporulosa, 1300 nucleotides long. RefSeq lists its product as uncharacterized. Lineage: Eukaryota; Fungi; Ascomycota; Dothideomycetes; Pleosporales; Didymosphaeriaceae. Gene Ontology annotation, biological process: adenylate cyclase-activating G protein-coupled receptor signaling pathway; cell surface receptor signaling pathway. The record is from RefSeq and is a predicted model, not a curated record. The coding region runs from base 131 to 1300 and encodes 389 amino acids. The transcript is spliced from 5 exons. Gene Ontology annotation, cellular component: plasma membrane. Gene Ontology annotation, molecular function: G protein-coupled receptor activity.
GCGGAAUCCUGCUAAGUGACGCGGGUACAUGAUAACGCUCUCCUAUUUCGUGAAGACCUGGUGCUUCCACAAUGUCAUCAGCAAACUCGAAAUUCCUCUGUGAAGAGCUUUCAUUGCCACAGCUACCACGAUGGACACCAGUGACGUGAGCCAGUUCGCUAGAAGGGCUGUAUUGUCGGCACCGGCAUCUCCUCAACAAAUACAGAUCCUGAACCAAGUUAUUCUAGCAGUGUCGGCUUUGAGUAUAACGGGCGCAGGGUGGAUCAUUCUGAGCUUCUGUCUGUUCAAAGAAGUCAGGACGUUCCGGCACCAGUUGAUCCUGGGGCUCGCAAUAUCGGACUUCUUUAUGGCCGUUAAUUUCUUGUCAUCGUGCGCAGCGAAUCUGAGUGGAUACAGUAUCGGAAAGCAUCAAGCUUUCUGCAGCUUUAAUGGAUUCUUGACACAGUUCUUUGUGGUACAAACCGACUACUGGGUAAUUACCAUUGCAAUAUGCACAUUCCUAAUCCUCGCAAACUACAAGCACCAGGCGAGUUGGAUACAGGAACAUCGCAUCCUUCUAUGGUGCAUACCAUGGUGUCUUUCCAUUCUAUGGGCUGCCCUCGGUGUAGGCCUGGAUGGCUACAGCAACAUAGGAGCCUGGUGUUGGUUUGGCUCAGACAAGACUAGACUCCUCGUCAACUUCGUGCCUAGAUGGGUCAUAAUCAUCGCCAUGCUCGGCCUCUACGUCCGCUUGUACCGCAUCAUCUACCGCGCACACGAGCAGUUCAUUUCCUUUCAAGACGAGAGCUCAUCGCAUGGGAUUCCUGGCAUUUCAUCGGAAACCGGGUCCUCGACACGUCGCAUAGGCCGCCCGUCAACAUCUAUGCACAUAACGAGUAAAGACGGUACAAUAGAGGUGGAGCGACACGGAACUGGGGCAGUGACCAAUGGGCAGACGCACUUGGGGCGUCCGAGCACUGUGCUGAAGAAGCUGGCCAAGCAGAUGAUGUAUUAUCCGCUUGCAUAUAUGGUGAUUUGGACCAUUCCGACAACCAUACGGAUAUACCAGAGUGUGACAGGCGUGCCAGCGCCUUUUGGCAUUGCCACUGUCGACAAAGCUUGUAUCGUAGUUCAGGGCUUUGCCGAUGCUAUUAUCUACGGCUUGAACGAGUCGUCGAAGAGCGUAUGGCGCAACAAGUUUCGAAAAACAUCGCCGACGGCUCCUGCACCCAUGCAUGUGAAUGUCGAGCACGAGAUCCGUGUCGAGCGUCUCUCGGUCAUACAGACGGAUAGUGGAAGGAGCUCGGUACACAUUGUAUGA